Ostrinia nubilalis (European corn borer) is the source of this 1924-nucleotide messenger RNA. Its product is annotated as RNA-binding motif protein, X-linked-like-3. NCBI's taxonomy places the organism in Eukaryota, Metazoa, Arthropoda, Insecta, Lepidoptera, Crambidae. The coding region runs from base 1 to 1539 and encodes 512 amino acids. The transcript has 6 exons. The record is from RefSeq and is a predicted model, not a curated record.
AUGAAAAAAGAACAAGGAUUAAUCGACCUACCUAUCCACAACCGAAUCAAUCGGGAAAAGUUCCCUGCACUGUCAGCCAUCAUCAUAGCCUGCCUCCAGCCCACCGAAGCAGACACCGUGCUGUCCUCAGUGCUGACCCCCACUGAAGUGCUGACCCCCACUGAUGGCACGAAACUGAACCGGCAGAGUCGCAGCUACUACGACCGGUACGGUACCGGCCGGCCGUACGCGAGGCUAGAGUACGGGAGGUUGGACUACGAUCGACCGGCGAGGUGUGGUCGGUGCCAGGACGAUAGGGACGACCGGGACGACGAUUAUGACAGACGUCGCGGCUACGACGACGAUCGGCGUUCUCACAGACCCACCUAUGGGAACCGAUAUGAUCGGAACAAGGGCGGAGAUGAUGAUGACGAUGACCGCCGCUACAACACCGACAGAAACAGCAACAGCAACAAGAACGGCACUGAUAAUGAGGGGGACAAGGACAAAAACUACGACGACAAAGACAGCCGUCCAAGCGGCAGCAAGCGAGACAGAGACAGGAAUCGCGACCGGCAUAGAGAUCGGGACGAUGACAGAGACAGAUAUAGGCCUGACUACUAUGACAGGUUCUUAGGGGAUAGACGAGAUAGAGAUAGGUACGACAGACCGUACUACGAUGAUCCGUACAGGGAGAGAAGGCCGUUGUACGACAGGUACCCGGAUAGAUACGAUGGAUACGGAUACCCAGGGUACAGGAGGCCAGUCUACGAUGACAGAUAUGAUAGAGUAGGAGCGUACGACGAUUCAUUUGGUGGAUAUGGACCUGGUGUUGGAAGAGGGCCACAUGAUAGUUUCAGGCCAUGGGACGAGACGUACCGCGGGCAGGCGGGGUGGGACGCGGGGGGUCGCGGGUACUACUUCGCGUCGGGCCGCCCUGACGCGGCGCCCGCGCAGCCCUGGGGCCGCCCUGAUGCCAGACCACAGUACGGCGAGAGCGGUUGGCAAAACGUGGGCUAUUCCGGCGGUGGUUACCGCGAUCCUGUGCAGUACCAGGGCAGCCUGGGCUACGGUGAAGGGGGCUACCGGCAAGACCUGAGCGCCAGUUACGGACAGGGCGGCGGUUACGGACAGGGCGGCGGUUACGGACAGGGCAGCGGUUACGGACAGGGCGGCGGUUACGGACAGGGCUUCAGUUACGGACAGUCCAGUGGCUGGAGGAACGUGGGGGAGAGAAGACCGUAUAGAGAUGAGAGUGGCGUCGCAAACCUUGACAAAAAGCAACCCGCCCGCCAAAGCUACGUCCAACCUAGCCGUCCCAGCGACUAUGGACAAGCGUUCGCGCAGCCCAGCAACGGCUAUUCAAACGGCAACGUCUAUUCGAACGGCAACGGCUAUUCGACCGGUGGCAACGGCUAUUCGAACGGCAAUGGCUACGCGAAUGCCGCUCCCGCUUCCAGCAGCAGUACCACGCCGAACACAAGCUACCUAUUUCAGAGAGAAGAUGAGAGGGUGACCACAAAAACUGAUGAAACUACUAAGGCAGCACAAGGGGCGUAAUAUUUCGGUGCAUUUAAGAACUGUUGAGUUAUUUUUAAGUGUGUGCUGAAAAGGUAAUGUUGCAAUUUUUAGUUUCGUUCGUUCAGCCAAAUGACGUCCACAGCUGAACAAAGGUUUAACUUUAGCUUAAAAUAUCCUCUCGAUCCAGUUAUUACUCUAAGUAAUUGUUAGCCGUAAUAACAUCUAAUGCAAUUAAAUCUUAUUCGUAAAUACUUUAUUUCAACUGACUUUCUUCAGAAAGAAAUCAAUUACUUGAUGGAAAGUUGUAAAGUGACGUCAUUCGUGAGUUGAAAUUAACGAUGAGUUGUAGCAAUAUUUUUUUAUGAAACUGAGGAUAUCGUGCUACACUCAAUGUUUUUCAAUAAGUAGGUGUAACUUUUUGCAU